This is a messenger RNA of Ipomoea triloba (trilobed morning glory), 2702 nucleotides long. RefSeq names its product G-type lectin S-receptor-like serine/threonine-protein kinase At5g24080. Bases 28 to 2613 code for a protein of 861 amino acids. Gene Ontology annotation, molecular function: ATP binding; protein serine/threonine kinase activity. Lineage: Eukaryota; Viridiplantae; Streptophyta; Magnoliopsida; Solanales; Convolvulaceae. Gene Ontology annotation, biological process: recognition of pollen; protein phosphorylation. The transcript has 5 exons. The record is from RefSeq and is a predicted model, not a curated record.
CACUGGUUAAUUAACCACAACUUAACAAUGGCUUCUCGUUUUCUUCCCGUUUUGAUCUUCAUCAUCGUUGUGGCUCAGUGUGGUGCCUGCAUUGCUAGCCGGAUUAGCUUGGGCUCAAGAUUGUUAGCUAAAGACGAUCAGGCUUAUUGGUUGUCUGACAAUGAAACUUUCGCUUUUGGGUUCUCCCCGGCGGGGAGUUCGCGCGACCGGUUUCAGCUCACAAUUUGGUUCGCACAGCUCCCCGGAGACCGGACGUUUGUCUGGUCCCCUAACAUAAACGCCCCAGUCAGCAGAGAUGCAAUCCUGGAGUUCGACGACGGCGGCAGCCUCACCCUCGUGGACGGCGGCGCCACCGUCUGGUCUUCAAACACCUCCAACGCCGGGGUCGAGGCGGCGGACAUGUCAGAAACAGGAAACCUCGUUCUACUCGCCGCGAACCGAAGCGUUGCUUGGCAGAGCUUUUCGCAUCCAUCUGAUACGCUUUUGCCGGGGCAGCCAUUGAAGGUCUCCAUGGAGCUCAUCUCUUCCGUUUCCCCUUCUCGCGGUGGAUAUUAUACUCUGAAAAUGUUGCAGCAGCCGACUUCUUUGAGCCUCGCGUUGACCUACAAUGUGCCGGAAACCUACGAUUCCUCGCCGGAAUUUUACUCGAAUUAUUCGUAUUGGUCGGGGCCGGAUAUUUCGAACGUGACGGGGGAUGUGAUUGCGGUUUUGGAUGAAAAGGGGAGCUUCGGGAUCGUGUACGGAUCCUCUUCGGACGGGGCGGUUUAUGUGCACAAGAAUGAUGGAGACGUUAACGGCGGAUUAUUCUCCGCCGUUAACCAAUCCGUUAGGCCAUCCGUUCUGCGGCGAUUAAUUCUAGAGACUAACGGGAAUUUAAGGCUGUACAGAUGGGAUAACGACGUUAACGGGUCGAGCCAAUGGGUUUCGGAGUGGGCGGCGGUUUCAAAUCCCUGCGAUAUCGGCGGAAUUUGCGGAAACGGAAUCUGCACUCUAGACAGAACCAAAACGAACGCUUCGUGUAAAUGCUUGCCGGGGAGCAAUGCGGAGGUCGGAACUGACGUUCAGUGUUACGGGAACUCUUCCCUGACCGGAAAAUGCGAUCGCCGGCACGAAAACCUGACGGAUCAGUUCAAGAUCGCGACGGUCCAGCAGACGAAUUACUACUUCUCGGAGAGAUCAGUGAUAGCGAAUUACAGUGACACACAGACAUUAACCAAAUGCGGGGAUGCCUGCUUGUCUGAUUGUGAAUGCAUUGCUUCUGUUUAUGGGCUGAGCGAAGAAAAGGCUUACUGUUGGCUGCUCAGGAGCCUGGAAUUUGGUGGAUUUGCCGACCCUGGCGCGACGCUGUUCGUGAAAGUGGAGGGCAAUGGUUCAUUCCCGGGAGGAAACAGUGCGAGGAAACCCGGGGAUUCAUCGGAUAAGAGCAGUCGUCAUGACAAGGUUUUAGUGCUUCCAAUUGUGUUGAGCAUGACUCUCCUCAUUGGACUCCUAUGUUGUCUGCUGUACAUCAACAUUCAUAGGAAGAGAUCAUUGAAGAGGGCCCUGGAAAGCUCAGCCAUUCUGUCUGGAGCUCCCAUAAGCUUCGCUUAUCGCGACUUGCAAUGCAGGACCAACAAUUUCUCUCAUUUGCUUGGAACAGGUGGUUUUGGCAGUGUAUUCAGGGGAAGCCUGGGAGAUGGAACAUUGAUUGCAGUGAAGAAGCUUGACAAAGUUUUGCCUCAUGGUGAGAAGGAAUUCAUAACUGAGGUGAACACCAUUGGUUCCAUGCAUCACGUGAACCUGGUUCGCCUUUGUGGAUACUGUUCUGAAGGGACAAGAAGGCUUUUGGUUUAUGAAUUCAUGAAGAAUGGGUCGCUAGACAAGUGGAUUUUUACUUCAUAUACUAACAGAGAUAGGCUGUUAGAUUGGUCGACUCGGUUUGGUGUAGCGCUUGGGACGGCACAAGGGAUUGCUUACUUUCACGAGCAAUGUAGGAACAGAAUAAUACACUGCGACAUCAAGCCGGAAAACAUCCUCCUGGACGAGAAUUUCUGCCCUAAAGUGUCGGAUUUCGGGCUGGCUAAACUCAUGGGGAGGGAGCACUCCCAUGUUGUGACUAUGGUCCGAGGAACCAGAGGUUACCUGGCUCCGGAAUGGAUCAGCAACCGCCCCAUUACAGUAAAAGCUGAUGUUUAUAGCUACGGGAUGCUUCUUCUCGAAAUCAUUGGGGGGAGGAGAAAUCUUGACAUGAACUUUGACGCCGAGGACUUCUUUUUCCCAGGAUGGGCGUACAAGGAGUUGACAAAAGGGACGCCAUUAAGGGUUGCAGAUAGACGCCUACAAGGGACGGUGGAAGAAGAAGAGCUGACAAGAGCAUUGAUGGUGGCGUUUUGGUGCAUACAGGACGAGGUGGGAUCGAGGCCUUCAAUGGGAGAAGUGGUGAAAAUGUUGGAUGGAUCGGUGGACAUAAACACACCACCAAUGCCACAGACAGUGUUGGAAUUGAUUGAAGAAGGGCUAGAUCAUGUUUACAAAACAAUGAAGAGGGAGAUCAACCAGUUAAGCUCCUUCACCAUCACUAGCAUGCCUUCUUCUAAUGCUACAUGCAGUUAUUCCACAAUGUCACCUAGAUAAUGCAGGACAAAUGCAGAGACAAGUGUUCGUUGUGAUAGAAAUGAUUGGGUAAUGUUGCAACUAUAUAUAAAGAAAUCAAAUUCACAGGA